This is a messenger RNA of Pocillopora verrucosa, 1574 nucleotides long. The record is from RefSeq and is a predicted model, not a curated record. NCBI's taxonomy places the organism in Eukaryota, Metazoa, Cnidaria, Anthozoa, Scleractinia, Pocilloporidae.
AUGCCAGUUGAAAUAAUUAGAGAAGGUAACCUUUCAUCGCCACAACAACACAUGAAGCAAUUUGAAAUUUCUCAUGCAGAGGACUUCAUGAGCACACGGAGUAAAGUAAAUUUUCCGGGACUCGUAGAGCGACUUAAACCCCGGAGUAUCGUAGAUUAUAUCAUCCAAAGAGUUCUACAUCUACAUCUCCAAGAUUUUAUGGACGCCUUUACGGAAAGAUGUAAAAACAAAACGGUAGAUAUCCUGGCUUUCCUUUGGUCCACCAGUUUAAAAACUGAAAAGUUUAUAGAAGUAGAGAAAAAGAUGAAUUCUUUGGAAUUAGACUUAACUGCUCAACACAUGGACAAUUUGAUAAGGAAUCUUUCGGGUUUUAACCUUGAAGUUGACAAGAUCGAAAGAGAUGGGAACUGUUUUUUCAGAGCAGUUGCCUCACAGCUCAAUAGACACCUGAGGGAAUAUAAGGAACAUAUCGAAGGGCAUUGCACUUCCCUUGGAUUAGGAAUUAGUGAAGCCUUCGACACACGUAGACUUAGGGAGCUGUUUGUGAAAGAAGUCUCUGAUAACAUUGAAGAGUACAGAGACUGGAUGACAACUGGCGUUAAUGGGUUAGAGGAAGUUUACAAAUUUAGCCAAGACGGAUUUUUCGCAAAUGAAGUUGGUGAUUUAUGCGCGAGAGCAACAGCUAAAGUCUUUAAAAUUCCAAUUGUGAUUAUUACCGCUCUCCCUUCAACACCUACGGUGCCAUUCCUACCACACGAAUUCCUUACCACCACACCCAUCUACAUUGCAUAUGAUCAUUCUGGGCCAGGCCACUACGAUGCCACAAAAGAAGUUUCAAGUGAGAAUGACUGUGACGAACAAGCGAAGGAAACAAGAUGCACUUGCGGUAAAAACAAGAAAAAUAAGUCAGUUUCAGACAUUUUCUGUGUUUCUGGUAAAUGCCCGUGCCACAAAGUGAACCACUCUUGUACCCGCUCGUGUAGAUGUUACAAUUGCAAAAAUACGUGCAAUUCCAAUGAAGUUGUGAAGGUAACAAAGAGUCUGAAGAGAGGCUGUAGGUGCGGAGUUGGACAAAAGAGCAAAGGGGACGGAGAACCAAAUGCAAGUCACAAGUCGUGUCAAGACAGUCUCCGCAAGUCGAAGUGUCCGUGUGUAGCGGGUGGCAUAGGAUGCACCGAAGUCUGCAGAUGCUUUAAUUGUGGAAACAUUGUUCAAGCUCGAGCUGACCCGGGAAAAUCCCCAAAACGAAAGAAGCGAAAUAGGGCGACCGUCUCUCCAUAUAAGAGGAAAAAGGGAUCAAAGUUCAUGAUAAGUCAAAAUGCAGAGGUGGAUUGUGGACCAUGGAGAAACAUUGAAACGCUUUGUUUGAUGGUUUGCCGGGACGUGAUGCUAAGUCAAGGACUUUCCAUAAAUUCAAAAAAUUUGCGUGAUUUGUAUGAUUUCGUGGCUAAGUCUCCUGCUGUUAUGGAAAUGUCUUUAAACAUAGCUGCGAAGUCUACAGCACAAAUUGCGGCUAAAAUAGCGCAUCUAAGAGGCAUUGAUUUGUAAAAUACACAUAAGGUAGGGCUAUCCUG